Messenger RNA from Nematocida parisii ERTm1, 458 nucleotides. RefSeq lists its product as uncharacterized. NCBI's taxonomy places the organism in Eukaryota, Fungi, Microsporidia. The coding region runs from base 1 to 303 and encodes 100 amino acids. The record is from RefSeq and is a predicted model, not a curated record. The transcript has a single exon.
AUGUUUACUCAUCUAAUCAAAAAUAGACUUAUCAUUAAUAAUCUUCAGGAUAACGUAAUUCAAAAGUAUUUAGAAACAAUAGAACCAAUUAUUUCAAUUAUUAAUGGGACAGCUGAUCCAGUUAUUAAUGGGACAACUGCUUUAAGUAUUAAUGAGACAGUUGUUCCAGUUACUACGCAUACAUUUAAAAAAGUAUUAAUUAUUUUUAUAAUAAUAUUUAUAAUAAUAUUUAUAAUUAUUAUGAGUAUAUUUGGAAUAUUCCCUACUGAAACAAAAGAAAUUAUGAAUAAUUUAUUAUUUUAAUAAUACUGUUAGUUUGGGAUAGUUAGAUCCAGAUGAGCAAUGGUUAAGUAUGAUAUUAAUAUAUGAGUAUCCAUCAUUGGUGGCAGUGGUUAUAUUGAUAUCAUAAGUAAUUGGAGUUAAAACUAUUUAAGAGUUUUGGGUUUUCAAUAAAGAAC